Messenger RNA from Hyaloscypha bicolor E, 3853 nucleotides. RefSeq lists its product as uncharacterized. Lineage: Eukaryota; Fungi; Ascomycota; Leotiomycetes; Helotiales; Hyaloscyphaceae. Gene Ontology annotation, molecular function: protein binding; ubiquitin protein ligase activity. The record is from RefSeq and is a predicted model, not a curated record. The transcript is spliced from 3 exons. Gene Ontology annotation, biological process: protein polyubiquitination; ubiquitin-dependent protein catabolic process. Bases 153 to 3698 code for a protein of 1181 amino acids.
CAAAAACACUCGACAUCCCUUCCUCGAACAUCUAGAACCCGCGUGAUCUUAUCUUGCAAAGCGGCUUGUUUGGCAAAUCCCUGGCACCUGAGGCAUGACUCGCCGGAGAUAGUCAGUGUCAACGACGGCGGGCAAUAUCGAAUCAUCUCGACAUGUUUCAGACUUUCAGUGGCAGCUCUCGUCGUCCUCGGCAAGUCAACCUCUCAGGCCAAAAUCUGAACACUUUUGCGGCAAGCUCGUGGAGCCCUUCGGCAUCUGGCACCCAAAAGACAGUCGCGAAUGCUCAGCAGGAGAGGGAACAACGGAGACAAGAACGAGAACGACUCAACGCAUCGAAGCGAAUACAAAGAACAUGGCGAGGGCAUAGGAGCAGGAGGCAGUUGGCAGAUUCGCGGAGAGCACUAUGGGACGAAAUUGAAACGAACAGUUGCCAAUCGAGCACGGAAGUGGUGCUAGUUGAGCAAGCAAAGCUCUUCGUAGCAUUCUUUAGCCCAAGGCGACGGGAUGAUGUUGGUAGACUGGCCAAUUUGAGCUCGAGAAUAGCAGCUUUGGGGUAUCAAGAUUUUCUUGGCCUGAAAGAUGUGCAACCGUUGCUUGCCCGACUAGCAAACGUUACCUUGGAAGCUCUUCAAAUCUCUGUGCCAGAAUGCUCCACCGAGCUAAUACAACUACUCGUGGCGGUAAUCAAUCAACGUCCCGAAAGCUUCCCGCAAAUUUCCAGGGCGUAUUAUGCUCUUCUAUCAGAUCUCAUUUCCGGUACUCGACGAUCAAGUCUAGAUAUAGGGCAUAUAUUGACCGCGGUACGAGUCCCAUUGGCGGAGCACAUCGAAGUGGGCAAUAAUGAUGAAAUUAACUAUGAUGCGUACGCGGCUUUGGCCCUUAACUUCCUAACCACUCCCAAUUUAGCAGAACUGCUGGGUUCAUUAGAUGAAUUGGCAGCCGUCUUGAACUUGAGCACUUUAUCCUCGGCUCUUGUCCGUGAAUAUUCCUCGAGCUCUGUUAAUCAACUUCAAAGUGAAAGGAGAUUGUGGCUUCUAGCUCACUUCAUAUCGCUGCAUCGACUUCAGCGGCGAAGCGGUCAAGAGCCUGAAUAUCUUAGGGCAUUAUCCUUACAAUUGUCUGGUUCCUCCACUGAAAUCGUGGGCCGGAUUGACGCAGCAGAUCCAGAAACCUUACAAGAGGCUGCGGACAGCGGCGAUGCCGCCAAGACUGCACCGCGGUUACCUAUUUUUGUCAAGGACGAGCUCCUGUCUUUGGUCAAUCAGGAGAGCAUUUCCGGGCUAUUGGCCAAAUUCAAUAUUGAUUAUGCGAAAGCUUCUGUCUCAGGAGAGGAGGAUGCCAGCUUAUUAGCUAGCUAUGCCCUCACCCUCCUCAGAAUAUUCCCGCGCCGAGGCGACGAAAUUCGAAUGUGGCUGUACCGUGGAUCUAUGACUACUUCAAUGGGAGGCGAGAUUCCAGCUUUGAAAUUCUUCUGGCAAGCUAUGAGGUUGACAAACACGUUUUCUGUCAUCACGGCUGACUCUAAGGCCGCUCUUACUUUACUGCGACCUCAAACCCAACUCCCAACUGGCUCCGCAUCAUCAAGUGACUUUCAGAGAGACCGAGAAUGGCGGACCAUACUAUUGUUCCUCGAACUUUACACUUUCGUUCUCAGGUUUACGGACGAUGAGGAGUUCCUAAGCGCAAGCACUCCGAAUUUAGGGCAAACAGAUACACCCGUUUCUAGAAUUCGUGAAAGUGCUCUCCCACUUGAAGACGUUAAACGACUCACGAUCUUCUUAAAGAAUUUGGCAUUUACUACAUAUUAUAACGCCGGGGAAUUAUCUGAUGAUGGACAGCAAGCUCCUGAAACUGGACUCGGCACUUAUUUCGGAACAAGCACCCCAACUUCACGGUUUCAAGCUCCUGAAAAGAGCGCAGUAGCAAAACGAGCACCGAACCGCCCAUUUGCUGGCAUCGCUGGUAUGACUUUCGACUACGUGAGGACGAUUGUCACAGGAGUGAUGCGCAUGCUCUAUGAAAGAGAUUCUCGAAGACGAUUUCUUCCCAACGAUCACUGGCUGAUGACAUCGCGAUUUGAGAUGGAAGGUUUCAUUCCCGAUGUAGUUAUGGAAGAAGAGAGACAACACCAAGUCAGAGAGGAAGGCGAGGAAGAAGAUGCAGACGACACUGAUUUCUUGGAAAGGGCUGAUGGCAUGGCUAUGGUUGGAAUGGCCAGACCUCGUCGAGCUCUUCAGAUUGAAUCUAUGAGACGACAGCAACAAAAGCUUGCACGUCAAAAGGUUCUAGCUGCUGUAGGCCCGAGGCUUGAGGUGUUGCAGAACAUGCCAUUUGUCAUUCCCUUCGAAACCCGUGUCCAGAUCUUCCGAGAAUUUGUCUUUCUAGAUCAAACCCGCCGACGCGGUGGUAACGUUGAUCCUGACAUUUGGCGUAUGUCUAUCAUUCAACAAUCUCAGAUGUCAAGGCACAAUCGAAUGUCGGGGCAGGAACUCCUGGGUCGGCACCAUGCAAAAAUCCGGCGAGAUCAAGUCUUUGAGGAUGCUUACUCUCAAUUUUACGAGCUAGGAGAAGGGUUGAAGGAGCCAAUUCAGAUUACGUUUGUCGAUCAAUUUGAUACUGUCGAGGCUGGUAUUGAUGGCGGUGGCGUCACGAAGGAGUUCCUCACAAGCGUCACCAACGAAGCUUUCCGAGCGGAAGAUGGACCGAAUCUCUUUGUCACCAAUGACCAAAACCUUCUCUACCCAAGUCCUUCGGCUCCUGAUGAGCGUCACGAGUUGCUAAGACAAUUCCGGAUCAAGGAGGGCUCGGCUGAAUGGCGCGAGAAUAUUAAAGAACUCCUAAGGCGCUAUGAGUUCCUAGGCAGAGUUGUUGGGAAGUGCUUGUAUGAAGGCAUUCUCGUUGAUAUUGGCUUCGCGGGAUUCUUCCUUCGGAAAUGGGCUGCUUCUGGUGCUGCGGGCACAGAGUCUGGAUACCGAGCAAAUAUCAACGAUCUUCGAGAUCUUGAUGAGAGUCUCUAUCAGGGCCUUCUGAAGCUGAAGAACUAUCCUGGAAAUGUUGAGGACUUCUCUCUGGAUUUCACCAUCACCGACACUGUAUCUCUACCUGGAGCACCGACUCAGACCAUCACGAGAGAGCUUAUGCCAGGAGGAGCAGAUAUUCCGGUCACCAAUGAGAAUCGACCUCUGUACGUGGCUUAUGUCGCGCGACACCGAUUGACAAACCAGCCCAAGCACCAAACACAAGCAUUUCUGAAGGGCUUGGGGGAGAUCAUCAAUCCAAAAUGGCUCUCUAUGUUUAAUCAAUCGGAGCUUCAGACUCUCAUCGGUGGUGACGCUUCAGAAAUUGAUGUUGAAGAUUUGAGGCGGAAUACUCAGUAUGGUGGAGUGUACCAGAUCGGCGACGAUGGACUUGAACAUCCUACGGUGCGGCUGUUCUGGAGAGUUUUGAAGGAGCUCGAUGACGCCGAUCGCAGAAAGGUUUUGAAAUACGUUACUUCGACCCCGCGAGCACCGCUCCUUGGGUUCUCUCAACUCAAUCCGAGAUUCAGUAUCCGGGAUGCUGGCAGUGACGAGGAGCGGCUGCCGAGCACGAGCACUUGCGUGAAUUUGUUGAAGCUCCCUAGAUAUUCGACAGCCACUACUUUGCGCCAGAAGCUGCUGUAUGCUGUCAAUUCAGGGGCUGGGUUCGAUCUUAGUUAGGAUAAAUGGGGCAUUGGUGCAUAAAACAUGGGCGUCAUGGAGCUUUCUUGGGGAGCGUCUGCAUCUUUGAGCGUCAUGAAGCGAAUGAAAAUGUAUGGUUCUAACUAGAUGAACGGAAUAGAUCACAAAUGAUGUCAAAUAUAUUUCUAUUGCGC